ACACACACACACACACACACACACACACACUUUUUAAAGCACCCCUCCCUUUCCUUUUACCUCUUGCAGUGGAACAGACAGAAAGCUGCUGCAGCGACGUCCCACCAUUCUGCAUCACCAGAAAUCAACACAACAAUAAUCAAUAAAAGCAGGGACUGACUAAAGAGCUGUUCCACCAUUUUUUAACAGAGUGAAUCUUUUGUCUGAUUCCUUUAUUUUUUUUCAGUGUCGUUGUUUCGUCUCACACCACUGGAUCUGUGCCUCCUGUACCUACUGCAGCAGAGACACAAUGACCAGCAGCCGGCAGCUUCCUGUAGACUAGGACCAGAGUACGCCCUGCCUUUAGCUGUUGUUCAAUACUUACCUCCGUUUUCACCGUCUCAUGGCCACGAGUCCCAGCGUCACCCAGCCGUCCAACAGCACCAUGGCGGAGUCCCAGCAGCCUGAACAGCCAAUCAGCAUGCAGCAAGAAGGAGAGGCCAACCACGCUGCCGUUACCUGUCAACCAACCAGCGCAGAGCAACAAGCCCCGCCCACGACGUCACACCCUGCUGAUGCCAAACAAACGGAGGAAAUGGAACACCUGACAGUAAUCAGUGACAAUACGGAGACCAGUAAUGGCAUCGGUCCUGUGAUGGUGGACACGUCUCCCACAGUGUCCUCUGUGUCGCCCAAGCUUCAUGCUAAGCCUGGUGGCCAUGCUAACGGCCGGCCUGGUUUGGGCAGUCGGUCUGGCUCGUUGGCGGCGGGCUCCCCCAGGCCGUCGCUCACCCGCCAGCCCAGCGCCAUCACAGAGGCCACUGUGGAUGGGUCCAAGCCGAGAGAUUACCUGCUCCUGGCCAUCCUGUCCUGCUUCUGCCCACUGUGGCCCAUCAACAUUGUAGCCCUAACCUUCUCCGUGAUGUCCCGAAACAGUCUACAGCAGGGCAAUGUGGAUGGAGCUCGCCGUUUGGGCCGUAAUGCCAUGGUUCUGUCUGUCGUCUCCAUCUUGGGAGGGAUAGCCAUCAUCACCGCAGCCAUCAUCCUCAACUGGGGAUUGAUAUUAAAAUGAUUAAAAUCCUCCAGGAUGGCAACACUGACUUGACAACAUGACACCGUUUUUUCUCAACUCCCUGAAGCACUAUCGUUCUCAAGCGCCUGCACCGGAUGAAAAACAAAAAUCUAUUCCUGUUCUUUGCUGUUGUUUCUUGCUGCACGACGAGCAUGGUCUGCCUGACGCUCUACCUCCGACACAACCAACACUCCCCAACCCGACGCCCUGUUUGGAUAUUGAUUAGGAGAAAAGGAUGGAUCACACAACACUCAUUUCAUUCUGUGGUAACAGCUUAUCUCCUCAUCAGACCACUUUCUCCCAUCGAUGAACACGUGUUGUCGUGGAAAUGCACAUCGGUCUGUAUGGAAAUGGGAUUAUUCUGACCUCUGAAUGAGUCUACAUGCAACAAGUUUAGUGAUGGUGCAAACUUUUCACUUUUUGAUGCCAAAUAAUUAGAAACGUGGUGUUUAGCUGAACUGAAACUGGGACAAGUUGCUGCUGAUAGUUCAGCAGGAACCUAAAGAUGAACUGUCAGAGUCUUUGUACUGCAAGAGUGACUUGAGUUUCAUCACCCAACUGUUCCUGUUGGUGUUUAUGGUGCACAUACAUAAAGAUGGACACACUCAUGAUGCUGCUGCUGCUGCUGCUGCUGCUGCUGCUGCAUGGUGAUCAGAGAGCUCAAGUUCUGACAUCACUUUCUGUUUGUUCUACUAGAUUGUAUAACUUAAUACUCAUUCACGGUUCUUUCCUUUUUCUGUUAACUUUCCAUAUUCUCAGACAAGUCAGCUCCAAUACAGCAGCUGAUAUUAGAAAGUGAUUUGUAAUUAAGUCAAACAAUGAUUACUCGAGCACAGAGAAAACUACAGAUCCCAUGAAAAUGUUUUUACUUACGUCAUUGUAGCUUGGUUUAAACCAUAUUCAAUAAACUCAUCAGCUGCUCUUCCAAAAUUCAGUUUGCUAGCUGUAACCAUCUCUUCAGCCUUGACAUUUAGCCAGCAAGCACCCAGGGCUUAUGGAAAAUGUUUAUUAAAGGUCACUAAAAAAAAAAAAAAAAAAAAAA
Epinephelus fuscoguttatus (brown-marbled grouper) is the source of this 2093-nucleotide messenger RNA. Its product is annotated as trafficking regulator of GLUT4 1. Bases 383 to 1051 code for a protein of 222 amino acids. Lineage: Eukaryota; Metazoa; Chordata; Actinopteri; Perciformes; Serranidae. The transcript has 5 exons. The record is from RefSeq and is a predicted model, not a curated record. Gene Ontology annotation, cellular component: membrane.